AUGGCGAAUAAUAUGACAAACAUAAUCAGUAUCAUUGUGAAUCCGCUCCCCCCCCCCGCCCCUCAACCCACCUUUACCCCCCAGUCCUCGCCUUCUCCCUCUGCGUCCGGGACCUCUCGGUCCAUGGGUGAAAUUUUGGUGUCCAAGCCGGGCUUUUGGGCCGUGUUGGCCGUGGUCAUUUUGUGCAUCGCCGGCGGUGCCGGCUAUUUUAUACGGAGGCGGCUAGCCUCCAAGGAGAAGGGUUCUGAGGGUAUCCCCCUCCCCAAUAUCGGUACGCGCGAGCAGCGCGAGGAUACCUGUGGGGAUCUCCCCACAGGGGAUAAUGUGGAAGGCCGUGUGCUUGUUGUGACCCCCCAGACCCCCACGACCCUGGCCACCCCCCAUGACCCCCAGACCCCCACCCCGCCCAAAAGGAAGAGGAGGCUGACCUCCUCAAACUUGUCCAGCGGGAGUACCGUGAUUCGCAAUGGCUUGCACGGGCUGAAAGAGCCCUUCGGAAUUGACUCGCCGGCUGCGGUGGCUGGCUUGACCUGCUGA
Molecule: messenger RNA, 537 nt
Organism: Penicillium crustosum
Lineage: Eukaryota; Fungi; Ascomycota; Eurotiomycetes; Eurotiales; Aspergillaceae
Exons: 2
Coding region: 1-537 (178 amino acids)
Source: RefSeq, a predicted model, not a curated record